Cuscuta epithymum is the source of this 8310-nucleotide messenger RNA. The record is from the annotation of a GenBank genome assembly. NCBI's taxonomy places the organism in Eukaryota, Viridiplantae, Streptophyta, Magnoliopsida, Solanales, Convolvulaceae.
CCCCUCCCGAGCCGCCGCCAUGGAAGACAAGCAAAUCUAGGGUUUUGAAGAAGAUUUAUUUUAUUUGUCUCGUUUGUUUUUCCACUAAUUUUUAUGCCCGUUUUGUUAUUUGCUUUUUCUUUAUUGUUCCUGUUUGUAAGACGUUGAUUUGGAUAUGGGGAUUGAGAGGAAUAGGGUGACCAUUUUUGGCUGUUUGUUUCCCAAUUAUGGACCAACGAAUUUUAUUGUUGCGGCGAUUAAUUCCGAGUCUGGUUCGAAGGAUAACGGUUGUCAGAUUUCUUUCUGUCUUUUGACCCAUACUCUGAAAAUUAUUGGUUAUUAAUAAAAGCCGAAUUUAAUGAAAAGAUUUUAAUAAUAAUAAAAGUAAGAUUUUAAUGAAAAGAACUUUAUUGGGUGAACUCGUAUAAACAAGUGAAAAAUUUGAUUGGACCACAUCACUUUAUCAUUUUUAAUUUACAUUUAAAUAAUUUAACUGCUACAUUCUCAUUGGUCCAUUUGGACAAAGAUAUGGUACCUUAUGGGUACCAUAGAAUCUACCCUACGGUUAACCAUAGAUUGGCAAUCUUAACUUCUUAAGUGAUCCAAUAAUAAGAAGUCCUAAAAGGGAAGGGGAGGUUGCCUAAAGAAUUUAAGCCCUAAGCCCCUAACGAAUGUAAUUGGGCAAAUUAGUCCAAACAAAGUUAUUAUACGGCAAUAAGUACGGAGUAACACGGCGCGCAAACUGCAGAGGCGGCUUUUGUUUUACGAUGUUGUAAUAAUAUCCCAAAAAUUUAGGUUGCCAAGGCUGUCUUCGGAUGUUUUUCCCCAAAUCUGGAUUUGCGAUUUUUCUUAAUCGUAGAAUUUAAGAUUCUUCUUAGUCGUAGGUAAGUAUUAAUACGGUUACAGACCUUAUGAGAUGAAAUAAGAUCGUAUAUGAAGUUGAGAGACGAAAAACAGAGAUGGAAGGAAAAGUAUUAUGCAAGGAGCAAGCUCAACUUGAUGAGUAUCGAUUACAAAAUAUCUGGCUAAGCAUCACUUUACAAUUUGCUCUAUUUAUAGUUCUUGUAAGGAACAAAAUGAAUUAACAGAAAACUAUUUUUAUUAACUACUUCUUAACAAACUUCUCCAGCUAACUAACUGUAUCAAUACUUCCCCCUCUAAAAAGACUUGUCCUCAAGUCUUAAACUUGAAACUCAGGGUAUUUCUGCAUAAACUCUUCAGCCACUUCCCAACUUGCUUCUGCAUCUGAAUAUCCUUGCCAUUGAACUAGAAAUUGAGUUUGAGCUCCAUUCUGAUACUUCACCAUACGUCUUUUAAGAAUAGCUUUAGGCUGAGGAGUAAAAUCAUCAUUCUGUCCUUGAAACCAAACAGGAAUUUGGGCUGCAACAGGAAUGGUACCAUGAAACGGUUUUAAAAGAGAAACAUGAAAUAUAUCAUGUAUCUGUGCAGAAUCUGGUAAUCUCAGUUUGUAUGCUACUGCACCAAUCUUAGCAGCCACUUGAAAUGGUCCAUAGUAUUUGUAAGCUAAUUUCUGAUUAGUUCGUUGUUGAACCGAAAUCUGUCUGUAAGGUUGUAGCUUUAACCAAACCCAAUCACCUGUAGAAAAUAUUCUAUCAGAUCUGUGUUUAUCAGCCUGAUGCUUCAUUCUCUGUUGAGCCCUAAUUAGAUGAUGCUUUAGCAACUUCAACAUUUCUUCUCUCCUCCGUAAAGAUCUAUCCACACUAUCCACCUUAGAUUCACCUGGUAAGUAGGGUAAAUGCAAAGGAGGAGGUUGGUUAUAAACUAUCUCAUAAGGAGUCAUUUUAGCAGCAGAUUGAAAAUGAGUAUUAUAACUCCAUUCUGCAAUGGGUAACCAUUUAGCCCAAUCAGAAGGCUCAUCUCCACAGAAACAUCUCAGAUAUGUCUCAAUACCUCUAUUAACCACCUCAGUAUUGCCAUCAGUUUGAGGAUGGUAUGCAGAUGACAACAAAAAUUCAGUUCCCUGUAUGGUGAAUAAAGACUGCCAAAAUUGACUAAGGAAAAUGGCAUCUCUGUCACUGACUAUACUCCUUGGCCAACCAUGUAACUUGAAUAUGUUAUCCAAGUAAGCCUGAGCAACUUCUAUUGCUGAAAAAGGAUGAGACAGAGCUAUAAAGUGUGCAUAUUUGCUUAGCCUGUCUACAACCACAAAGAUAACCUCUUUACCCAUUGAUUUAGGUAAACCAGAUAUAAAAUCCAUCGAUAUAUCUACCCACACUUCUUCUGGAAUUGGUAAGGGCUGAAUGAAACCCGGGUAGGCAGAAUUAUCAUACUUGGCAGCUUGGCAGAUUUGGCAUUGUCUGAUAAAACUACUAACAUCCUUAUUUAGACCUUUCCAUGUAAACAACUUCUUGAUCCUUGCAAGUGUAGCAUCCCUACCUGUAUGACCACUUUCUGGAGCUGAGUGAUGCCAAGUUAUAAUUUUCAGCCUUAAAUUCUCAUCAGGGCCUACCAGAAUUUUCCCUUCUUUCCUAAUCAAACCAUCUUUCAAUUGGUACUUUGGCAUUGAUAGAUGUUGAUUCAAUUUGUUCAAAAGCUCCAAAGUGUUGUCAUCUAAUGCAUAACUUCUGUAAAUCAAUUGUUGUAGGUCAGAUGAUACCACAGAUAAAGCCAUGUUUAAUAUUUCAUUCCCUUGAACUCUAGAGAGUGCAUCAGCAGCCAUAUUCUCUUUCCCAGGUCUGUAUACAAUUUCAUAAUCAAAACCCAUAAGCUUGGAUAGCCAAAAUUGCUGGAAUGGUGUAUUGAUUUUUUGUUGCAGAAGCCAUCUUAGACUCUUCUGAUCAGUCUGAAUAAUGAAGUGUUGCCCUGACAAAUACUGUUCCCAUUUCUGAACUGCAAACACUAUAGCUAGCAAUUCUUUCUCAUAAACUGAUAAUUUCUGCCACUUAUGACCCAAAGCUUUGCUGAUGUAUGCGAUAGGGUGUUGUUUUUGCAUGAGAACUGCUCCAAUUCCAAAGCUAGAUGCAUCAGUUUCAACCACAAAAGUUUCUGAAAAAUCUGGAAUUGCUAGUAUAGGAGCAGAAACCAGAGCUGUUUUCAAUCUUUCAAAUGCAACCUGAGCUUCAUCUGACCAAAUAAAAGCCCCCUUUUUAAGAAGGUUUGUAAGAGGUUUGCUGAUGGAAGCAUAAUUUCUUACAAACUUUCUAUAAUAACCUGAUAAACCAAGAAAACUCCUCAACUCUUUCACAUUUUGUGGUAUGGGCCAACUAGCAACUGCACUAAUUUUCCUAGAAUCAGUCUCAACCCCAGUUCCUGAAAUGAAAUGCCCAAGAUACUCAAUUCGGUUGAUGGCAAAUUCACAUUUGCUUGCUUUCGCAUACAUCAAAUUCUUCUUCAUUAAUUCAAACACUUCUGCAAGAUGAUUCCAAUGAUCAGUUUCAGUCUUACUAUAGACCAAAAUAUCAUCAAAAAAUACUAGCACUGAUUUCCUUAGUAGAGGUUUAAACACAUGAUUCAUCCAAUUUUGGAAAGAUGCCGGAGCAUUGGUCAAUCCAAAAGGCAUUACCAAAAAUUCAAAGUGCCCUGAAUGUGUUUUAAAAGCAGUUUUGUGCACAUAAGUAGGAUCCAUUCUCAAUUGAUGAUAGCCAGACCUUAAGUCUAGCUUUGAGAAUAUAAUAGCACCAGACAAUUCAUCAAUGAGUUCAUCUAUUACUGGAAUAGGAAACCUAUCUUUAAUGGUUUUCCUAUUCAAUUCUCUGUAAUCAAUACACAAUCUCCAACUUCCAUCUUUCUUUCCUACUAACACAAUUGGAGAUGCAAUGGGACUAGAGCUAUCCUGGAUAAUUCCUCUUUGUAACAUAUCUUGAACCAAGUCUUCAAUGAUAUCCUUCUGUUUGAGUGAAUACCUGUAAGGUCGAAUAUUGAUAGGUAAAGUUCCCUGUUCCAAAGGUAUUCUAUGAUCAAAAGCUCCCCUCAGAGGAGGCAAAACUGUAGGUUCUUCAAAAACACAGCUAUAUUUUUGCAACAAUUGCUGCAAAUCAGGUUUUUGAGGCGAAAUUUCUGUAACUGAAGUAGAUCUACAUUCAGGCAACAUUUCUGACUCUCCCAUUUCAGAUAAUUCAGAGGGUAACAACCUAAGUAAGAACAAUUGAUUGGCCCUCUGAACAGAUUUCUUUAUAGCAUAAUCUCCUUCCAUUAAUUCUACAUUCUGAGAUGGAAUGCCUCUGAAAUUAUAUGAAUUGCCAUCCAAAAAGAAUUCCAUAGAAAGAUCCUUGAAAUUCCACUUGACAGUGCCCAAGUUAUAUAGCCAUUGGAUUCCAAGUACCAUAUCACAUCCCCCUAUAGGCAUUACCAACACAUCAUCUAUGAAGGUAACCUUUUGCAUACUCCAUUCAAACCUUCUGCAAAUAAAUUCACACGUAACAUGAUUACCAUCAGCUACAGCUACUGUCUGAGAAGGAAUUCUCUCCAAUUUACAACCCAGUCUUCUUGCUAGCUGUAAGUCAAUGAAAUUAUGAGUGCUACCCGAGUCUAUGAGAAUUUGAAUAGCUUUAUUUGCACUGAAUCCAACCAUUCUCAUGGUGGUGAAUUUCUUCUUGGGUUGCUGAAACAGAUUGCAUUCAUCACCACAAAGUGCAUUCAUUGAGAUCACAGGAUCAGAAAUUUGAGGAUUCAAUAAUUCCUCCUCUAUAGAACACUCACCUUCCAAUUCUCCAUCAAUCUCUACCAUAAACACUCCUUUUGUUGCACAUUUGUGCCCUCUCUCAAAUUUUUCAUCACAGAAAAAACACAAGCCUUUAGCUUGUCUAUCUGCUCUUUCAGCAGCUGAGAUGUACUUACCAAAUUUCUGAGUGUUUUUGGUAUUUUCUGGAGCAAAUUUCAUAGGGUUGUAAGAGGGUUUAAAGGUGUUAUUGGUAUGUGUGGUAGUUUUGGGAUUUGUAAUGUUAGGAGAGUAAGAAGAGAAUGUUGUAUUAGGUAUAUUUGGUGCAGUAGCAGAUGGAUCAACUUUCUGAUUUGUCAGUGCAUUGGAGUAUGUGAAUUUAGGGCUCUUUAAGGCUGCUAUGUUCUCUUCUUGUAGUCUAGCAAGUUCAGUAGCGUUAGCAAUUGAAUCUGGUUUAAACGCUCUCACAAAUGGUUUUAAGGAAGGCUUCAAUCCACCUAUAAAACUCUCCAGAAAGUAAUCAUCAGGGAGGUUCUUAUUUCUAAGCAACAUUAAUGACCUCAGAUUUUCAAAUUCAUCAAUAUAAUCUUCUAGAGAACCAAUCUGGCACAACUUAUUGAAUUGUUCCACCACCUUACCAUUAGCAUCAUCCUUAAAUCUGGCCGUCAAAUCAGAUACAAAUUCAUCCCAAUCAAUUCCACUCCUACCAGACAAAUAACUACUCACCCAAGAUUCUGCACGACCAUGCAUAUACAUAGAUGCAAAAUCUACUUUCUGAUUAUCAGGGAUUUUACACAACUCAAAGUACUUUUCACAUUUCCUUAUCCAUACUCUAACAUUCAGUCCAUCAAAAGAAGGGAAUUCCAGUUUUGGAGCAUACCAGAGAGGUUUAGGGUUAGGAUUUGUAUGAUUGUCACUUUUCUUGCAGAAAUUAGUAGAAUGCGGUGAGUGAUUAUCGUUAGGAUCUUCUUGAUCCAAGAACUUCUUACUCAGCAAAUCCAAUGUUUUAGCGAUCGCUGAAAUUUCUCUUUCCACAUUCUUGAAUCGAUUGUCUACUCUCUGUUCCAGAUUCCCCAGUUGUUCAUCCAUUGCUGAUAGUUGGGAAGACGGAAUUUGAGUCUUGUUCUUGCUUCUUGUACGAGCCAGAAUUUUUCUCCAGGAAUUUUCCGGUGAAAUUUCCUAUCUCCGUCACCAGAAGGCUGGCUCUGAUACCAAUAAUACGGUUACAGACCUUAUGAGAUGAAAUAAGAUCGUAUAUGAAGUUGAGAGACGAAAAACAGAGAUGGAAGGAAAAGUAUUAUGCAAGGAGCAAGCUCAACUUGAUGAGUAUCGAUUACAAAAUAUCUGGCUAAGCAUCACUUUACAAUUUGCUCUAUUUAUAGUUCUUGUAAGGAACAAAAUGAAUUAACAGAAAACUAUUUUUAUUAACUACUUCUUAACAAACUUCUCCAGCUAACUAACUGUAUCAAGUAUUUUUUUGUCUUCUGAUAUGUAUACUUCUUUUAUACGGAGUAGUUUUCUCAGGCUGGCCUACUAUUUUAUUUUAUUCUACAGUGUAUGGUAUUUUCUGGAUUACCGUUCUAAAACCUUGGUUUAUGCAGGUGCCGCAUACUCUAAUCUUUGGACCCAGAGUCUUCUGAAUAACACUGCUCUAGUUGUCUUUCCAAUGGCAGUCCAUAUGAACAUGGAGUAUGAGGAUGAUGAUGAUUAUGUUGAGUAUGUUCCUGUGGCAAAACGAAGGGCGCUUGAGGCACAGAAGAUCCUGCAGCGAACGGGGGAAUCUACACAGUCAAAAAAGGAAGCUGAAGAGACAAAACAAGUUGAGGAAAAAACAAGUUUGCUUAUGAAGGCUACUCAGUUGAAGAAGGAGAUGCCAGAUGUGAGUGUUGCUGAGCAAAUCUUUCAGCAAGAGAGAGAAAUUAUUGAGCAUCUCUCUGACAGAAAGGCUCUGAUGUCAGUGCGUGAACUUGCAAAGGGGAUUAAUUACACGGAUCCUAUGUUCACCGGUUGGAAGCCUCCAUUAGGCAUCAGAAGGAUGCGAAAGAGGUCUCGUGACUCCAUUCUUAAACAGUGGCACAUUCUUGUGGAUGGAGAUGAUACCCCUCCGCCCAUUAAAAACUUUAAGGAUAUGAGGUUUCCCAAACCAAUACUGGACAAGCUUAAAUCUAAGGGAAUUGUUCAACCGACUCCUAUCCAAGUACAAGGAUUGCCUGUUGUCCUGUCCGGAAGAGAUAUGAUUGGAAUAGCAUUUACAGGGUCUGGGAAGACGCUGGUUUUCGUUCUGCCACUUAUCAUGGUGGCCUUACAGGAGGAGAUAAUGAUGCCGAUUGCGCGUGGUGAAGGGCCAUUUGGAUUAAUCAUUUGCCCUUCUAGAGAGCUAGCACGACAGACAUAUGAAGUUAUAGAAGAGUUUCUAGAGCCUCUAAAGGAGGCUGGGUACCCUGAGAUAAGAUCUCUAUUAUGCAUUGGAGGAACUGACAUGAAGUCCCAGCUUGAUGUGGUCAAGAAAGGAGUUCACAUUGUGGUUGCCACACCUGGAAGACUAAAAGAUAUGCUUGCUAAAAAGAAAAUGAGCCUUGACAAUUGCAGAUAUUUAACACUAGAUGAAGCAGACAGACUAGUAGAUCUCGGGUUUGAAGAUGACAUCAGGGAAGUUUUCGAUCGUUUUAAAUCCCAAAGACAAACUCUACUUUUUUCUGCCACAAUGCCCGCAAAGAUCCAAAGCUUUGCACAAAGUGCUUUGGUCAAACCCAUAACUGUGAAUGUGGGAAGAGCUGGAUCGGCUAACUUAGAUGUUAUCCAAGAAGUUGAGUAUGUGAAGCAGGAAGCUAAGCUGCUUUACCUUUGUCCCUGUGUGAAGAAAACGCCCCCACCAGUUUUAAUAUUUUGUGAGAACAAAUCUGACGUGGAUAAGAUACACGAGUACCUGCUGUUGAAAGGAGUGGAAGCUGUUUCUAUUCACGGAGGGAAGGACCAAGAAGAGAGGGAGUAUGCUAUUUCAUCAUUCAAAGCAGGGAAGAAGGACGUGUUGGUGGCUACUGAUAUUGCCUCCAAAGGAUUGGAUUUUCCUGAUAUUCAGCACGUGAUAAACUAUGAUAUGCCUGCUGAAAUCGAGAACUACAUCCAUAGGAUCGGGCGUACAGGUAGGUGUGGCAAAACGGGAAUUGCCACAACUUUCAUAAAUAAAACUCAGAGCCCGACAACGCUUCUUGAUCUCAAACGCCUCUUGCAAGAAGCUAACCAAAGGAUUCCUCCAGUUCUUGCUGAACUUGAAACUCCUGGGGAAGAUGCUGAUGCCAUCAUCACCAUUGCAAGUGGGGUCAAAGGCUGUGCCUAUUGCGGUGGUCUUGGUCAUCGUAUUCUCGAUUGCCCCAAGCUCGAGCAUCACAAGACCCAGCAAAUAGCCAAUCAAAGGAGGGAUUACUUUGGGUCUGGCGGAUAUCGGGGAGAAAUUUGAUUUAUUCAUGUGAAUACAGCCAUUCUCUGCCUUUAUUGCAUGUGCUACAUUUAAGAAUAUGCUACUCUAUUCUUUAUGUUGUAUAGACGAGAAAUAUAUGUGUACUUCAAUGAUUAUGUAUGACUGAGAUAUGUUUAACCAAGCGAAGUUUCCUGCCAGCUUAAUAUAUAGUUAUGUUGUUUAGUGCAAUGCAGUGUGGUUACUCCUCUAUGGAUUUCUUUAUGUGGAUAUACUCUGUUAUAAAAUGUCUUUCCUU